AUGGCAUCAUCUGGGAUCAUGUCGCGAGCUGAUAUCGAGGAAUCGGUACUAGCUGACGUCGCAAAGUUUUGCAACACGCCAGUCACUGCCAUAGAAGACCUCUACGAAUGCACCCCAUCACAAAUCCACAUGAUUCAUGAAACAAAACCCGAAGUAUACCAGUUUGUCCUCACGUUCGGCCCUGGAGCCAGUAUUGAGCGGUUUUCCGAAGCCCUUCAGGGUGUGAUUUCGAAGAAUCCAACGUUGCGCACGAGGUUUGCAAAAUGUCAUCUCGGGACCCUUCAAGUAGUUUUGGGCGUGGAGGAAAUCCCCAUCCGCCCUUCUGGCGACGUCGAUCAGUAUCUGCGUGGUAGCAGAGCAGACGGUCUGUGGUUGGGAGUACCACUGUUCCGCGCGGCCUUCCUCGGCAGGAACUUUGUUGCUACGAUACACCACGCCGUUAUGGACUACUGGUCUUGGUUCACAAUGUUCAACGUGGACGUGGCGGCUGCGUAUUACGGACAUGCAACUCCGGAGCGCCCUGCGUUCAAAGAGUUUGUCGCUCACUGUAGGGCGAUUGACGACUCCGAAGCCAAGUCUUUCUGGGCCUCCCGAUUCAGAGGUAUUCCUGCUGCUUUCCCCAGUUUCAAGUCGGGGUGUUCGGAUAAAGUGAGGAGAGCCAUGACAAGAGAGGUAGCUUUCAGACGUAUGAGCGGCGAAGAAGUCCAUGCCCAAAUGCCCUACUACAUCGAGGCCGCGUGGGCUAUAACGUCGAGUAUUUACACGGGAAACGACAGCGUCUCUUAUGGCUACCUCUUGUCUGGCCGGUCGUCCUCUUCAAAUGGGUUCCAGGGUACUCUGGGCCCGACCGUCACCGAAGUUCCUGUGCAGGUUGAUCUGCAUCGCAACAUGACCGUCGGACAACUGAUUAAAAACAGGGCUCUUUCUCUGCGACAGCUGCAGGCGCAUCCCGCCGUACAUUGGGGCAUAAGCAAGAUUAACGCUGCUAGCCAGGCAUCCAAGCACGCUGCAUCGUACCGAACACUGCUGAAUAUCUUGCCCGAGCUUCCUGCUGCGGGUGGCAACACCGAUAUCAAGUUGGACCGCAUGGUGUCUGUUGAAGCACCAUUUCCCUUGCAUUUAAUCUUCAGCAUAAAUGACGGUGGAUUCAUCAUCGAUCCCAGGUUCGAUCCCGAGGCCAUCUCCGAGGUCCAACUGAACCAAGUCUUGAAUCAGUUCGAGUAUGUACUGCAACUGCUGACAGAAGCUGCGCCAAAGACCAAGUUGAGCAGCUUGAAGCUACUGAAUCCACAUGACCGUCAGCGUAUUUCCACAUGGAAUGCACGAGUUGUGGAGAAGUCAGCAAAGCCUAUUCACGAGUUGUUCCGUGAUCAAGUGCGAGUUCGACCUGACGCAACGGCAGUGGAGGCCAGUGACGGGACGGCUGAUUAUCGACUUUUGGACCAAAUGACUGAUCGGCUGGCUCAAGAACUGCGACGAAGAGGCGUCGUACGCAGCGUUGCGGUGGCCUUGGUGUUUGAGAGGUCCCUAUGGGCAGUCGUCGCGAUGCUCGGAAUUUUGAAAGCGGGAGGUAUAUGCGUCCCACUCGACAAGAAUGACAACAUCGAGGACAGAGCAGCAAUUUGCUCCCGGGUGGGUGUGAAACUUGUCUUGACAUCAUCUACAGAGUACUCCAAGUCUGUCGGUCUUGCAGUAGACAUCUUUUCUGUCGGUGCCGACUCUGUCAGCUCCAUACUCGACGCCCCCAGCGCUGUUGUGAGCAAUAUGAGCAGCCCGGCGGAUAUCGCUUAUAUCCUCUUCACCAGCGGUAACGGGGGAGAGUCCCAGGGAAUGGUAUUUCAACACCGCAGCUUAGUUUCGUCAUUAAAGUCGCAAGCUCAAGCGCUGAGCUGGCAACCAGGCAGCCGCCUGCUACACAUGGCGCCCUACGUGUCGAGUUGGAGUGUUUAUGAGGUCCUGGGGAUGCUGUUGUCUGGGGGUUGUCUCUGCGUCUCUACUGAUUCGGACCUUGAGCAUAGCCUCUCGCGCGCCAUCCAAGUCACUCAGCCAAACUGGGCAAUACUUCCAUCAGGUGAGCUUGGCAAACUACUGCCGGGUAAUGCCCCCAGCCUGCAGUCCAUAGUGUGCACCGGCGAGCCUUUGCAGAGCAAGGUGAUGACGACGUGGAAUCAUGCCGCACGACUGUUCCGUGGCUGGGGGGCAUGUGAAGCAUCCUUGCUGAGUACACUCUCGGGGGUGAAUUCUGCAUCUCUCGACGUUGACUGCGUCGGGUUCCCGAUUGGUUGUUCAGUUUGGAUAGUGAACCCUCAAAACAUUCACGACCUGGCCCCGAUCGGCAGCACCGGCGAACUGUUGAUUGGGGGUUCGGGUGUGGCACAAGGCUAUUUUGGAGAUGGGCUCAAAACUGCAGCUUCUUUCAUCGCGCCACCUCAAUGGGCUUCUUUGUUUGCGGCUGGCAGCUCCAAGUUUUAUCGCACCGGGGAUCUCGGCAGAUACAACCCUGACGGCAGCAUUGUCUUGGUCGGACGACGAAGCAGCCGCGUCAAGAUCAAGGGGCGGACGGUACAACUUGAAGAGCUCGAAAGGAAGCUUCUCGGCUGUGAUGAACUAAGUCAUGUUGUAAUGCUGACCCAGAUCUCGGCAGGCCGAACCGUAGUCGUGGCUGUGGUCUGUUUAUCCGAUGCCCGUUUACCAACAACAAGAACACUACAGAGACUGCCUCGGCCGCACAAGCAAAUCGUGGACCGCAGUCUCGCCGUUGUCGAAGAAUAUGCGCAAGCAGCCCUACCUUCUGAGGCGGUUCCUACCAUUUGGAUUGCAGUAGAAUGGCUACCUUGGGGAAAUACUCGGAAUGUAGAUAGGGACAGGAUUCGCCGGUGGUUAAACACGUCCAAGAACCUACUUUCUAGCGCAGAUCUCUCUACUACCUAG
Metarhizium acridum CQMa 102 is the source of this 2931-nucleotide messenger RNA. Its product is annotated as Nonribosomal peptide synthetase. Gene Ontology annotation, biological process: amino acid activation for nonribosomal peptide biosynthetic process; secondary metabolite biosynthetic process. Gene Ontology annotation, molecular function: phosphopantetheine binding; catalytic activity. The record is from RefSeq and is a predicted model, not a curated record. Gene Ontology annotation, cellular component: cytoplasm. NCBI's taxonomy places the organism in Eukaryota, Fungi, Ascomycota, Sordariomycetes, Hypocreales, Clavicipitaceae.